Cladophialophora psammophila CBS 110553 is the source of this 612-nucleotide messenger RNA. RefSeq lists its product as uncharacterized. Gene Ontology annotation, molecular function: transmembrane protein transporter activity. The transcript is spliced from 3 exons. NCBI's taxonomy places the organism in Eukaryota, Fungi, Ascomycota, Eurotiomycetes, Chaetothyriales, Herpotrichiellaceae. The coding region runs from base 1 to 612 and encodes 203 amino acids. Gene Ontology annotation, biological process: protein insertion into mitochondrial inner membrane. The record is from RefSeq and is a predicted model, not a curated record. Gene Ontology annotation, cellular component: TIM22 mitochondrial import inner membrane insertion complex.
AUGGCGUUCCCAGGCGCAUUCGGCGGCCCAGGGAUGAGCGGCGGAGCAGCAGGAGGAAACGCAGGCUUGAGCGAGCCGGAGCAGCAGAUGGUGAAGAUGGUAGGAAGCACAAACAUCCCGGAGCGUUUGAGAUGGGACAUUGGCACGGAGCACGUUUCUGGCGUCCUGGCGCCAGGGGCUAUGCAAAAAGGCAUGGAAUCCUGUGUCGCAAAAUCAGCCCUAGCUGGAGGAAUGGGCUUCGUCCUCGGCGGCGCUUUUGGUCUGUUCAUGUCGAGUAUGGCCUAUGACACGCCGCUCUCCCCGCAGGGCCAACAAAUCACUUCGCUCCCUGUCCGUGAACAACUCCGCCGGGGCCUCAAAGACAUGGGCUCGAAAUCAUACUCAUCGGCUAAAAACUUCGCCCUCAUCGGUGCAUUGUACAGCGGAACCGAAUGCUGCAUAGAAGGAUUCCGGGCGAAGAGCGAUCUAAUGAACAGCGUCUCUGCCGGAUGCAUUACAGGCGGGAUAUUGGCGCACAAAGCCGGGCCCCAAGCUGCUGCGCUCGGAUGCGCUGGCUUCGCGGCAUUCAGUGCGGCGAUUGAUGCAUAUAUGCGAAUGCCGGAGAGCGAUUGA